AGUAGGCGGCUGCAAUACACAAAUAGGUGUUGUCGGCCAUAAAACUUUAAAGAAGAACGGAAGUGAACAGAAGCAAGCGUUUUUAUUGAUGUUAUUUAAACGUUUAUUAACACUCUGGAACUAAAACUGUGACGCUUUUAACUGCACAGCAUCACAUAAUUACCCCAGGCAGUUUUUAAUUCACGUUGAUCACGGGGCUUUAUAUAGAUGCUAGCUGGCUGCUGGUUAGCUAAAAAUGGCUAACGUUAACUGUAUGGUUUUUCACACUCAAAUAGCCUCCAUCAUGGAGGUGCUAGCGAAUGCUGCCGUGGCAGAGAUCUGUAAAGUCGUAGACGACGACUAUGCAGUGUUUCGUUUGGAAAUAACUCAAAGCCAGAAAGAAAACAGGGGAUUGCGGAGGAAACUACAGCUACUGGAACUGAAGGUGGCACGGGAGCGCGCAGAGAGAAUAAUGCGAGAGCGCGCCCUCGCCAGUCGUCCCAGUAGUGUCAAGAUCCUCGACCGAUGCAAAGGAAUGACAAGAGGUGAAGGACAUCCCACUGGAGGCCACAGGAGCUUUGUGAAGUCAGCGGGACACAAUACAUGGAGAGAUGACCAACCAAUCACUGUUGAUGAGGGGAGUGGAACCUCAACCCAGCAAGUUAUCAUGAUAGAGUCUGUAGAUACAGAGGCUGCAGCUCCUGGGGUCAAAAUGGAGAGGUCUAAAGGAGAGGAGAACCCACGGCACAGUGAUGACAUUGAGACUGGACUGGCUGGAGUGCCCCCUGUAGCCACGAAGGACCCCACAACCGCCUCAGCGCAGCCCAGAACCCGACACAGCAUCACGGAGGAUGAGGGUUCAGAGGUGCUGCUGGUGAAGGAGGAGGGGUGUGAGGAGAGUCUGGGGAACCCUGAGGGGACCAUGGUCAUGGAGGACAACCAGACUACACCUCCUCCUGAACCCACAGAGGAACCAGCUGUGCAGCACAGGACCACACACAGUCUCACUGAGUCAGUAGACAUGGAGGAUGGGAAUCUUGAUCUGCUGCUGGUCAAAGAGGAGACAAUUGAGGACGAACCAGAGAGCAUUGACCUGCUGAGUGGACUAAAGAUGGGGGAGCAAGGUGGUUGGAUGGAGGCUAACAGAGGAGACUGGGUGGCCAGCUUGGAUUCCCAGACCCCAACAGGUGCAACCAAGGGCCCAAGGGACAUCACCACUGAGCAGGUCAGGACCAGAGGCGACAUAGUGGAAGCCAGUGGAUGGGACAGCGUCCUCAACUCUGGGCUGGGGUACAACACUGUUAACCACAACCAGAAACAGACAGUCGAACACAAAACAACAACCAAACUUAGUCUCCAUGACAGCAGACUGGCUGAAACCAGGGCGAGGUGUAGAUUUGGUCCGCGGGGACGGGGAGGUGUCUGUCUGAGAACAGACUCGGCUAGUGAUGCUCCGUCCUGCUCCUAUAGUUGUGAUUCAGAGAGACUGAUGGAGCCUCAGGUUAACCCCCUAACAGGUGCUGCCUUCAGCCUGCCUUCUAUAGGAUCUAUCAACUGGAACAUGGACCCUGCAACAACACAGACACUCCCUGGCCUUCGUCCUCCUCACACUCUCCUGUUAAACCAGACCUCAGACAAUGCCAGUGCCUCAACACUAAAUGGCUACACAAGCCCAUUGACAAAUGACAGUAGUAGUAACGCUAUAAUCAGAUCCGGUGGCAAAGAGAAGCGUUUCCAGUGUUCGUUCUGUGGGAAAGCCUUCAGUUUCCCCAAACAAGUGGAGAUCCACCAGAGGAUGCACACAGGGGAGAAGCCAUUCGGCUGCCACCUGUGCCAAGCCAGUUUCUCAGACUCGUCCAACCUGAAGAGGCACCAGAGGGUCCACACAGGGGAGAAACCAUUCGGCUGCCACCUGUGCCGGGCUAGUUUCUCCCACUCCUCCAGCCUGAAGAGGCACCAGAGAGUCCACACAGGGUAGAAAUCCUACAGCUACACCAGUGUGAGAAGAGGUUCUCCCACCAGCUGAACAUGCACCUGGAGGUCCACAAGGGGAAGAGGUUCUCAGAGAGGAGGUACCUCAGAAUAUGCAUAGUGAUAUGUAGUACAUUUUAUAUUUACAUUUUAGUAAUUUAGCACACUAGUUAGUUUGAAGGUAAAGUGUUACCAUAGUUAGCAAACUUAUUCUACAGUCGUGGCCAAAAGUUUUGAGAAUGACACAAAUAUUAAUUUUCAAAGUC
Messenger RNA from Salmo salar (Atlantic salmon), 2216 nucleotides. RefSeq lists its product as uncharacterized. Gene Ontology annotation, molecular function: DNA-binding transcription factor activity, RNA polymerase II-specific; RNA polymerase II cis-regulatory region sequence-specific DNA binding. NCBI's taxonomy places the organism in Eukaryota, Metazoa, Chordata, Actinopteri, Salmoniformes, Salmonidae. Gene Ontology annotation, biological process: regulation of transcription by RNA polymerase II. The record is from RefSeq and is a predicted model, not a curated record.